Exophiala mesophila is the source of this 504-nucleotide messenger RNA. RefSeq lists its product as uncharacterized. The coding region runs from base 1 to 504 and encodes 167 amino acids. The transcript has a single exon. The record is from RefSeq and is a predicted model, not a curated record. Lineage: Eukaryota; Fungi; Ascomycota; Eurotiomycetes; Chaetothyriales; Herpotrichiellaceae.
AUGGCAAACAUCGUUGAUGCCCACGCUGAUUCUCGCCGAUCUCCUUCCGACGCCGAUGGUGACUUGGUUCAGUCGCCAAUAACCUCGUCGACUCCGAACACGCCGGUUGAUGCCAUUUUCGAUAGCACACAUCGCAAUAACCUCGCGUUCCUUGAGCACGACCCAUAUGCUUAUAAUGAUGAAGACGAAACUACUUUCAACAAGAACAAGCCAAUCCUACUAUCAUCACAAUCCGAGGACAACAAAAGCUUCAUGUCCAGCAAGUCAAUGAAAUCGAUUAGGCGCAAGCUGUCCACUCUGAAGAGAAUCGCUACACGAAGACGGUCAAAGAAGGACCAGGCUUGGACAGGGGCACAACAAAGCCCUGCCACGCCAGAUGUCACGGGAGAAGACUGGCAGCCCAUGACCCAACCAAGUCGUGCAGGGACCUUCUAUCAUGGAGCUGGGAUUUUUCGCCCACCACAGCGAGUCGAGACUUAUCAAGUCUCUGCAAUGGCAAUUUAG